UUGAGCUAAUUGCCAAUUAUAGACUUAUAGUUCUUCCAGACUUCCACCGAAAUUACAAGGACAAGGAGCUCAACUGCUUAACUCCAGGGUUUUCUGCUAAUGGAUUCCCUGCCUUCUGUUCAGAAUUCAGCACAAUCUACUCUACCAAUCAAAACCCAAAAUUCUCAUCGGAAACCGACCAAAAAUUCACGAGCUUUUCUUGCAGCGAAGAAAAAGAAUAAAUUCAAGUAUUCAAUACCUUCUUUCGCUUCAACACUUCCUUCAGACGACUCUUUAAUACUUUCAGAGCAAUCCCCGAGGAAUGUUUCCUCCCAAGAUGUGGAGAAAAACUCUGUUAGAACUUCUUCGUGCAGUUCAACGGUUCCAGUAAGUCAAUCUGCUGGAAUCGAUGUUAUGAUUCAACAGGCGAAGAUAAGCAAAGCUGCUGGGAUUGGUAGUGUGGUUCAACAGGCGAAGAUGAGCAAAGCUUCUGGAAUAGAUAUUAUGAUUCAACAAGCGAAGAUGAGCAAAGCUGCUGGGAUUGAUAGUGUGAUUCAACAGGCGAAGAUAAGCAAAGCUGCUGGGAUUGGUAGUGUGAUUCAACAGGCGAAGAUGAGCAAAGCUUCUGGAACAGAUAUUAUGAUUCAUCAAGCGAAGAUGAGCAAAGCUGCUGGGAUUGAUAGUGUGAUUCAACAGGCGAAGAUGAGCAAAGAUGCUGGGGUUGGUAAUGUGAUUCAACAGGUGAAGAUGAGCAAAGGUUCUGGGAUUGGUAAUGUGAUUCAACAGGCGAAGGUGAGCAAAGCUGCUGCGAUUGAUAGUGUGAUUCAACAGGCGAAGAUGAGCAAAGCUGCUGAGAUUGGUAGUUGGAGUCAGCAGGCGAAGAUGAGCAAAGCUGCUGGGGUUGACAUCGCAAUUAAACAGGCCAAACAAAAUGCAGUUUCACAGCUGCAACAAGAUGGGUGUACUGGUCAUUUUAUAAGCUUUGAUUCUCAGUUUGGUAAUUUUAUUGUUCCUGUAAUUCCAACCAUUUCCGACUUAAAUAAGUAACUUUAAGCUAUCA
Molecule: messenger RNA, 1039 nt
Organism: Papaver somniferum (opium poppy)
Lineage: Eukaryota; Viridiplantae; Streptophyta; Magnoliopsida; Ranunculales; Papaveraceae
Exons: 3
Coding region: 100-1026 (308 amino acids)
Source: RefSeq, a predicted model, not a curated record